UGGAGGUGAAAGGGGGUGCUGGCAGGCUCAUGAUAGCUGUAAUUUACCGUGUACUAGGAGAGCUAUGGAAGGUGGCACUGAUGUUGCUCCUGGUUCCUUGCUGCUCUAGCUUCAUCCCAAAGAUAGUGGUGCUGACCUGGCUGCUGAGUCCCCCUUCUUUUUGUGUUCAUUUCCUUUAAUGACAUAGAGUGAGCUUCCCCCAGGGGGUAAGGAAUGGUAUCAAGGAGGGGGCUGUUAUGCAGAGAGAUUUUUGGGUCAUAUCCAUCAUUUGAAAGCUGGAAACACACACCCUUGAACCGCAUUGAAAUAUAAUGACUUGGAGGGGUUUCUGGAUGAAUGGAAACGGGGUAAAAAUGGUGGCAUUGCUGGAGGUAUUGAAAUCUGUAUCACCUUUCCCACAGAAUAUGUAAAAACACAGUUACAAUUGGAUGAAAGAGCAAAUCCCCCUCGGUAUAGAAGCAUUGGUCACUGUGUGAGGCUGACCAUUCAGGAGCAUGGUGUGAAGGGUCUGUACAGGGGCCUAAGUUCUUUGUUGUAUGGCUCUAUUCCAAAAUCUGCUGUCAGGUUUGGCAUGUUUGAGUUCCUCAGCAAUAUUGCAAAGGAUUCAAGUGGGAAACUAGACAACAAAAGGAGUUUGCUUUGUGGCCUUGGAGCUGGUGUUGCAGAAGCUGUCCUAGUAGUCUGUCCAAUGGAAACUAUAAAGGUGAAGUUCAUUCAUGAUCAGUCCUCUUUAAAUCCAAAGUACAAAGGGUUUUUCCAAGGUGUCCGUGAGAUUGUUCGGGAACAAGGCUUACGUGGAACAUAUCAGGGGCUGACAGCUACAGUCCUCAAACAAGGCUCAAACCAGGCUAUCCGUUUCUUUGUGAUGACUUCCCUUCGAAAUUGGUAUCUAGGUGAUAAUCCCCACAGAAAGAUGAAUCCGCUUAUUACAGCUGCAUUUGGUGCUACUGCAGGUGCAGCCAGUGUCUUUGGCAAUACUCCAUUAGAUGUCGUCAAAACCAGGAUGCAGGGCCUGGAAGCUCAUAAAUAUAAAAAUACACUAGAUUGUGCCUAUCAGAUCCUCAAAAAGGAGGGCUUAUUAGCAUUUUACAAAGGAACAGUUCCCCGUCUUGGCCGAGUCUGUUUGGAUGUAGCAAUUGUGUUUGUUAUUUAUGAAGAAGUGGUCAAUGUUCUUAACAAGGUCUGGAAAACUGCCUGAUGCUGCUUUUUAUAAGGCUGACAAGGACAGUUUGGAUAGCUGGCUAGCCAAGUCCAAUGAGUGCAAAUCUCAAUUGAAUUUACUGCCUAUGGUUUAUUAUCAAAGGUGUUUGAAAUGCAAACGCGAUCAUUCCAUCUUCAUUCUUUAAAGUGACAAACCUGUAAUCCAGACAUUACACCACUUCAAAGUUUAUAAAUUGUAUGGUGUAGAGAAAAGGCUAGUAGAGCAAUAUUACUAACUGCAUACAUGCUGGCUCCUAACACAGCUGAAAUUGGUGAUCUUGGCAGGCAGAAAACCAAUUAAAGUAAAAACACUUGGCUAGAUUCUGCUGUUUACAUGAGUGUAUCUCUGGAUUAAUUUUGUUGACCAUUAAACUCCAAAGAGGCCCCCAUCUAAACACCAUGCUGUGUCAAACAACUAAAAGUUUUUUGUUUGGUUUUGGUUUUAAAUGUAUUUUAGUUAAACUUUUAAGCUGUAUAUGGACAUUCUUUUAAUCUAAACCAGGCUUGUAUAGGUAAAUUUACCCUGAGGCAGGGUGAACCACAUAAACUAGUUUUAUGUCUAAGUAAAAGUGCACUGGUUCCAAAACAGAUUACCUAAAUCUGAUUCUUAAACAUGUGCAACUUCUGUGUGUAGACAAGGCUUGAGUGCCUUCAAUAGAGUUACUGUUUACUUACACUGGUAUAAUUGAGAGCAGAGUCUGACACACUGUUCUUGAAAGAUCACAUAUGCUGAAAAAUUGGAGAAGGGAGCACACUUCCCAUGCUGACUGACAGCAUCUGUCAGGCUGAAUAGCAACUUUGUAAAUAGCUUUAUUUCUUAUUUAUUUAUUUAUUUAUUUACUUUUGAGUUUGGUUUCUGGGCGAGGAGGAAACUGCCUUGUGGGCUCCUGCUGUGAAAAUGCUGGACCAGCUUUCUGAUCGGAGGCACUAGAAGUAGCAAGGAAUACUUGGGACCAGAUCACUGGCAUAUAAUAGGGAUGUAAAUAUCGGUUAAAAAAGUGAACCGUUAAACUGUUAAAAUUAUAUCAUUUAAUUGGUUAACCGACGCCGCUCCAGUGCAGGGGUCCCGCUGGGACUGUGGGGCUGGGAUUGCGCCAGCCGGCCGGGCUGGGGUUGCGCCAGUCAGCUAGCCCGACACAGCUUGGGCUUCUUUGGCCCAGCACAGCCAGCCCCCAGGGUUAACGGUUAAGGUCCAGUUAACGGUAAGCCUAAUGCUUACCGGUUAACCAUUUAACCUUUUACAUCCCUAUUAUAGCACGACUGGGCCCUUAUAUAUUUACCUAAGUAAAGCUCAUGUUGAAUUCAGUGAGUCGUACUUGAGUAAGGACUGCAGGUCUAGCCCUAUUCUGAAAUUGCAGAAUAAAGUUCCCAAAACUUC
This is a messenger RNA of Mauremys reevesii (Reeves's turtle), 2578 nucleotides long. Its product is annotated as tricarboxylate transport protein, mitochondrial-like. The transcript has 10 exons. The coding region runs from base 572 to 1198 and encodes 208 amino acids. The record is from RefSeq and is a predicted model, not a curated record. Gene Ontology annotation, biological process: mitochondrial citrate transmembrane transport. Lineage: Eukaryota; Metazoa; Chordata; Testudines; Geoemydidae.